AACAAGCAACAUUACGAAUCCAGUUUUAAUGUCAUUUAUCGUAAAUAAAUAAAUAAAAACAGCAUUUAAAAACGUAUAUGAAUCACAAACAUCUAAAUUAAACCAUAGUUUGAAUUAAAACUUAAAUUAAAGGCAGUCUGUGAUACCUCUGACGCAAAGUGGCCCACUGCGCCCUGUCACUUCUGAUCCCUCUGUGCUUGUUUUCAGAGGAGCGCAAUGGGACGGGGGUUCUGUGUUAAAUCUACUGUGACCAAUGAACGCGCCGCUGUUUGUGGCAAGCACAUCUGUCAAGCGUUUCUGACCAAUAGACAGCAGCGCGAGGCGGAUCUCAGGUGCGCGCCUCUGCAUCCUCGCGGCUUUGGCGCGCUGGGGAGCCGCCUGUGGCACAGAGUAGCUGUCAAACGCGCGCUCGCGAGCACCGUGGAAACUAUGGCGACCGCGGCGUCCAACCACUACAGCAUCCUCACGUCCAGCGCGUCCGUCGUCGCGCACUCGGAGCCCGGCAGCAUGCAGCAGACGCCGCCGGCCUACAGGGACGCGCAGAGUCUUCUGCAGAGCGAGUACACCACCCUGCAGAGCAGCGGGAGCACGCUCAGCCACGCGCACCAGUGGUUAACGGCGGCGCUGUCUCACGGGGGAGAGGGAUCGCCUUGGCCCGCCAGCCCGUUGGGCGAGCAGGACAUUAAGCCCACCCUGCAGGGCGACGUGGACGAGCUGCAGCACUCGCCGAGUUUGACGCCCAGACAAGCGCAUCUGGUGCAGCAGAGCCAGCAUCACGACGCGGGCGCCUGGCGCGCGUCGACCACGGCUCACAUGACGAGCAUGACCACCUCGAACGGUCAGAGCAUGAUCUACUCCCAGCCCGGGUACGGUGAGCAGGGAAUGCACCAUCACGCCCUCAGGGACGCACACGAGGACCACCACAGCCCGCACCUCAGCGAGCACGGCCACCUGCAGAGUCUCCAUCAGGGACACCACGAGCACUCGGACGAGGACACGCCGACCUCGGACGACCUAGAGCAGUUCGCCAAGCAAUUCAAGCAGCGUCGGAUCAAGCUGGGUUUCACGCAAGCGGACGUGGGGCUCGCGUUGGGCACGCUGUACGGCAAUGUUUUCUCCCAGACCACCAUCUGCAGGUUCGAGGCGCUUCAACUGAGCUUUAAGAACAUGUGCAAACUCAAACCCUUGCUCAAUAAAUGGCUGGAGGAGGCGGACUCCACCUCGGGAAGUCCGACCAGCCUGGAUAAAAUAGCUGCGCAGGGAAGGAAGAGGAAAAAGCGGACAUCCAUCGAGGUGAGUGUCAAAGGGGCCUUGGAGAGCCAUUUCCUCAAGUGCCCCAAACCCGGUGCGUCCGAGAUCAACUCUCUGGCGGACAGCCUACAGCUGGAGAAAGAGGUGGUGCGGGUCUGGUUUUGUAACCGACGGCAGAAGGAGAAGAGGAUGACGCCUCAGAACGGACCCAUACCCGGUAACGAGGAUAUGUACGGGGACACCUCGCCUCACCACGGAGCUCCGACACCUGUUCCGUGAGAAGGGGGCGGCCACACACACUCAGACAGCGACUUUGUCUUUGUCCCGGUCACAAGCCCGUUCACUGCGGGCCGACGGUGAUGAUGAUGAUGAUGUGCUGGCACGGCACUUCAGAGGGAGCGGAGCGCGCAUUGUUGCCCGAACAAUAUAAUGGCACGGGCGCGAGAAAACGCGCUCAAAGUAAACCAAGGCGUUACGCGCGGGUGAACCUAAAGAGCGAACGUUUUACGCGUAAAUAUAUAUAUAUAUAUAUAUAUAUAUAUAUAAAUCAUUUGAAGUCCGAGGAUCUGUGAAAGCAUCAUAUCACUUCCAACCGAAAGCUGUGAAAAGGGCGUCAGGGGCACGUAUUCUCUCACGCCAUCUUCCCCUCAUGACCACAAAAAGCUGAUUGAAAUGAAUCAAGUGCAAUGUCUUCAUUCUCUUCAAAAUAUUAAUGGCAACGAAGGCAAAGCAACCCAAUUUCAUGCAGAUCACGGAUUCACACUGCUGGUGCAAAACAGAGCGCCCGUCCAAAUCGAGGCCUGAGGAAAGAUUAAAUCCUUCUCCAGAAUUGUAUAGUGCUGUGCAGCACAUCAGAUCGACUAUUCUUAAUUUAAAUGAUGUUUUUAUAUCCAGAAAUUGAGGUUUUAUUUACAAUUUUGAAAAUAAGUUUGGGAGCUGAUGGAUUUCCAAGCAGCCAAAUGCGGACGUGAUUUGAAACAAGCUUGAAUGAAUAAGAAUGUUUUGAACUUCUUGUUUUAAACCAUUUUGGUCUAUUCAAUUUCCUCUUAUGAAAAUACAGGAGAAAUCUAAAAGAAACCCAAAUUAUCAUUCAUGAUUUUCACAAUAAAGACAAAAACAAACCUCCCUUUUAUUGCAAUUUGUCUGGAAACCCUUAAUAUAAAUAGCAGGAUAACAACAACAACAACAACAAUAACAACAACACUAAUAAUAAUAAUAAUAGUAGUAGUAGCCACAGUGCCCAUUUUUCUUGUCCAUCUCUAUUAUUAUAGUAACAUUGUGUUGUAUUAUUUUGUGCAUCGACUUCAUGUAUUGCCUCAACAUGUUUGUAACUGUUUCUUGUUUUCCAAAACUUAUUUGUUUGUGUCAGCUGUCGCGCGCCUUUUAUUUAACGGGUAAUUACAAUUAUCUGAUGGCCGGCAUCGAAAUAUAAGGACAUUGUAGCCUACGUGGAUUUUUUUAUGGCUUUGUGUAUACUUGUAUAUUUGUAUAUUUGUGCACUUACCCUGGCACUGCCAAAGCACAACCUGUCAGUGUGCCCUAUUAAGACCAUUAAUGUCUUUGGUUUUGACACAGUUUUUAAAAGCCUUUUGUCAUUAAAGGAAUACAUUUUUAUAUAAAGAAGUGCAUCUCAUGAAUCAAUGCCCCGUGGUUAAUUUUACCGAGGAGGAUGAUCUUGAAGAUAAAUGGCGUUCUCAGUUUCACAGAUUAUUAGAAUAUCAAGGCAAGCUGAGUAUUAUAUAGCCUCGGGAUAAAAUGAAGUUAUGGAUCCAUUUCAACAAAUCAUUUGCUUGGAUUUCUACGUGACCGUUGAGACGAAUUUUUUGGCCAUUUCACUCACUAACGAUGACGGAUGAAAAGUACUUAGAAAAGAGAUGUGAAACGGAGCCUUGUCUUGAUAUAUUGU
Molecule: messenger RNA, 3157 nt
Organism: Myxocyprinus asiaticus (Chinese sucker)
Lineage: Eukaryota; Metazoa; Chordata; Actinopteri; Cypriniformes; Catostomidae
Product: POU domain, class 3, transcription factor 2-like
Exons: 2
Coding region: 217-1530 (437 amino acids)
Biological process (GO): regulation of transcription by RNA polymerase II; brain development
Cellular component (GO): nucleus
Molecular function (GO): RNA polymerase II cis-regulatory region sequence-specific DNA binding; DNA-binding transcription factor activity, RNA polymerase II-specific
Source: RefSeq, a predicted model, not a curated record